ACUAAAUCGAGAGUUGGAACUUUCGGUAAAAAGAGGAAGAGAAGGGACGAGGAAACUGGCACGGCACAUGGCGAGCUCUCUUUCUCUCUCUCUCCUCUUUGCUCCAGUCCACUAAUAAAAAGGGUAAACAAAUUACACACACAAACUAACCCAUAACCGCCCUCCUCCUCAGCCGUCGCCGCCGGAGACACUCACUAUUUUAGUACAUCCCUUUUUAUUUCCUGUCCUCUAUCCCUCUCCAUAUAUCCGCCCCCCAAAUUCCCCCCCUUCGUUAUGGACAUUCGCCGGAGGCCUCCCAAGCCAUCAUCCUUGCGCACGCCGCCGCCCUUGUUCCCUCACCCGCCGCCUUCUCCUCCUCCGGCCUCCGGCGCUGCCUCGUCCGUACACUCGCCGAAAGCCUCCGACGCCCUGCCCCUCCCCCUGUACCUAACCAACGGCGUCUUCUUCACGCUCUUCUUCUCCGUCGCCUACUUCCUCCUCCACCGUUGGCGCGAGAAGAUCCGGGCAUCCGUGCCCCUCCACGUCCUCACCCUCUCCGAGCUCGCCGCCAUUAUCACCCUAAUUGCCUCCUUCAUCUACCUCCUAGGGUUCUUCGGGAUCGAUUUCGUCCAGUCCUUCGUCUCCAGAUCUGAGGGCGAAGACGAGACCCAUCCGCGAUUUGAAGUCCACGAGGACCGUUACAUCCACUGCGCGAUGCCGACCUCAGCCGCCGCCAAGCCCACGCACAUGGAUCUCCCGAAGGACGACGAGGACCUCGUCAAUCUGGUCGUCUCCGGCGAGGUCCCUUCAUAUUCUCUCGAAUCAAGGCUUGGGGACUGCUUCAAGGCGGCCCGCAUCCGGCGGGAGGCGGUGCAGAGGCUGACGGGGAUGUCCAUGGAGGGGUUGCCUCUGGAAGGGUUUGAUUACGAGUCGAUUUUGGGGCAGUGCUGUGAGAUGCCAGUGGGCUACGUGCAGAUCCCGGUGGGGAUUGCAGGCCCGCUGCUGCUGAACGGGUGUGAGUACUCGGUGCCCAUGGCCACCACGGAAGGGUGCCUGGUGGCUAGCACGAACAGGGGCUGCAAGGCAAUCUAUGCCUCUGGUGGGGCCACGUGUGUGCUUUUGCGAGAUGGGAUGACACGAGCUCCUGUGGUGAGGUUCUCCUCGGCCAAGAGAGCAGCAGAAUUGAAGUUCUUCUUGGAGGAUCCUCUGAAUUUCGACACCUUGUCGGUUGUUUUCAACAAGUCAAGUAGAUUUGCAAGACUGCAAAGUGUUCAAUGUGCAGUUGCAGGCAAGAACCUAUACAUCAGAUUCAGUUGCGGCACAGGUGAUGCCAUGGGCAUGAACAUGGUUUCCAAAGGUGUCCAAAAUGUUUUAGAUUUCCUCCAGAACGAUUUCCCUGAUAUGGAUGUAAUCGGCAUUUCAGGGAAUUUCUGUUCAGACAAAAAACCAGCUGCCGUCAACUGGAUUGAGGGCCGUGGAAAGUCUGUCGUGUGCGAAGCCAUUAUAUCUGGUGAUGUCGUCACUAAGGUUUUGAAAACCACUGUUCCAGCUCUCGUUGAGCUUAACAUGCUCAAGAACCUUACGGGGUCUGCCAUAGCCGGGGCCCUUGGUGGAUUCAAUGCGCAUGCAGCCAACAUAGUCUCUGCAAUUUUCAUAGCCACAGGGCAAGAUCCAGCUCAAAACAUUGAAAGCUCUCACUGUAUAACCAUGAUGGAGGCUGUCAAUGGCGGCAAGGACCUUCACGUCUCUGUCACCAUGCCUUCCAUUGAGGUUGGCACAGUUGGAGGUGGUACCCAGUUGGCAUCACAAUCUGCUUGCCUAAAUCUGCUCGGUGUAAAAGGUGCAAACAAAGAGUCACCAGGUUCAAACUCACAGCUCCUGGCUACCAUUGUUGCCGGGUCAGUAUUGGCUGGCGAGCUCUCUCUUAUGUCAGCCAUUGCAGCCGGUCAGCUUGUCAAGAGCCACAUGAAGUACAACCGCUCGAGCAGGGACAUCACAAAAAUCGGCUCCUAAAUUAGAAAUGGGGCCGUGCAUGUGAAAGUUUGUAGAAAUGGGGCAAAACUUAAUCUGAAUUCAGCUUUCCCCAUCUAGGGCUGGAGUGUUUUGUACCUGCAGUUUUUAUUUUUAUGGUAAUUUUUUUUAGGUGAUGAAGGUUUUGUCGUUAGGGGUUAUGGUGGUGAAGGUUAUUGUGUGUGCAAAGGUUUGUUUAAAUUGUUGGUAAUUGUGGAGUGUGUUCUCACUUGGUUGAUUUAUGUACAGGAUAAGAAAUUUCUUCAGUUGGUUGCAUGUACGGUUGUUGUUCAGUUUCUGGAUGAAUUUGAAGUUUGGUUAUAGGCUUGCUCAGAUUUUGAUUUUGAAUUACGCUGUAUGUAUUAUGGAGUACGUGUAUUCUGUAAGAAGUUGGAAUUAUCUCAGAAACUUUGAUGAUAGUUAAAGCAAAAUAAGGUUUUGCUCACCAUUUU
Molecule: messenger RNA, 2441 nt
Organism: Striga asiatica
Lineage: Eukaryota; Viridiplantae; Streptophyta; Magnoliopsida; Lamiales; Orobanchaceae
Source: the annotation of a GenBank genome assembly